Messenger RNA from Dreissena polymorpha, 1498 nucleotides. RefSeq names its product carbonic anhydrase 2-like. The record is from RefSeq and is a predicted model, not a curated record. NCBI's taxonomy places the organism in Eukaryota, Metazoa, Mollusca, Bivalvia, Myida, Dreissenidae. The transcript has 7 exons. Gene Ontology annotation, molecular function: carbonate dehydratase activity; zinc ion binding. The coding region runs from base 5 to 994 and encodes 329 amino acids.
AAACAUGUAUAGUUUAAGAAAACAUACAAUUUAUGUUUUGUUCUGUUUUACUUGUUUCCUCGUUUUUGUAGGGAAUUUCUGGACGUACAAAGGUUCACUGGGCGCGGACCAUUGGCACCUGGACUAUCCGCACUGCGGAGGCAUACGACAGUCUCCUAUCGACCUGCAGACCCGAGAUGUUGUCGUCGACCAGACUUACCUCUCACCACUUGUCUUCUCCGGAUAUGACCGGGUCUCUAACCUCUUUUUUAGGCUCGAGAAUAACGGGCACACGGUGCAGGUGGGCCUAAACGACAAGACGAUGGAGAUUACCGGUGGCGGCCUGGGGGCCACGUUUGUCGCCGAGCAGUUCCAUUUCCACUGGGGUGCAGUUGAUGAGCGGGGCUCAGAGCACUCAGUCAAUGGCCGUCACUUCCCCAUGGAGAUGCACAUCGUUCACUAUAACAAGAAGUACGGUAACUUUUCCUCCUCCGUUGGCAAAUUGGACGGCCUGGCAGUUCUUGGCUUCUUUUUUGAGAUUGGGCGAUUCAAUGAACAUUUCCAAGAAAUUAUCGACCAUUUUGGCGAAAUCCAGUUCAAAAAUCAGCAUUUCGAUAUCAACUCUAUCCCUAUGAUAGACCUGAUGCCUGCCCGUCUUACCAACUACUACCGCUACCACGGCAGUCUGACCACACCCCCUUGCUUCGAAAGUGUCACUUGGACCAUUUUCAAUGAAACCAUUGAAAUAGCAGAGGAACAGUUGGUAGAAUUCCGUACAACCAUCUUCGAGAACGACAAGAGCGACGGCGGCGUUUUCAUGGAUAUUUCUGAUGACUACCGGCCUGUUCAGUGCAUGUUUCGACGCCGACUGUACGCCAGCCACCCAUCCCUGAAAUACGACAUGGCGUCCCCACGAGAAAACGGAAAUGACGGUGUCUCCAUUCAGCCGACCCGUCUCCUCUUUUGCAUGUUUUUGGUUUGCAUAUGGUGUAUACUUCCGUUUUUCUCUUUCUAACAACAAUUAUACAGUUUCAUUGUUAAACCGUUUUUCUAUCUACGCUCAUAGAACUUGAGAGUAAUACUAUUUAAAAAUAGGAUAACAAUUGAAAGCUGUUUGCGUGAAUAAAAGUUACCCAUCCAAAUUGCAGAGUACAAAAGUCAUAACAUCAAUGUAUCCCCCGAGCUUUUGCGCAAAAAGAUGCCAGCAAAUUACAUGCAGUAUACUAAAUGUUUGCUUCGCAUGGAUAUAUUCUUUACUUUCAUAUGAGCGAUAGUUUUUAAUAAAAAUAAGAUUGAAUUUAUUUUGAAUACGGAUUGAUUUAGUAACCUUUGAACACUCCGCUAUGUUUAGUCCAUUAAGCGUCAUUAAAAAGAUUAUUGAGUUUUAUAAUUUACAAAUAUCUGUCAAUAAGCAUUAUUAUGUGUUUCAAUGCACGUGAGUUAAUUACACCUUUUUAAUUGUCAAACUUAUAAUGUAUUUACUUUUUUUUACAAAAUCGGGAUGGUUAUUUUAUGUGUU